GAUAAAGGUACAAAAUUGAUAGAUUUUGAUUGCACAGUCUGUUUUCCUUGUUUAACAUUACUACAGGGUUUGUGUAAGACUCUAAAAUCUAUUUAAAACAUGGCCGAUGAUGAUAAUGUUGCAGCUUUGGUCGUAGACAAUGGAUCUGGUAUGUGCAAGGCUGGCUUCGCCGGCGACGACGCCCCGAGAGCUGUGUUUCCAUCUAUUGUCGGCAGACCUAGACAUCAGGGUGUGAUGGUUGGUAUGGGACAAAAAGACAGCUAUGUUGGCGAUGAAGCUCAGAGCAAGAGAGGUAUUCUAACUCUGAAAUACCCAAUCGAACACGGUAUCGUCACCAACUGGGACGACAUGGAGAAAAUCUGGCAUCAUACUUUCUACAAUGAACUCCGUGUUGCCCCAGAGGAACACCCCGUACUUCUCACCGAAGCCCCUCUAAAUCCUAAGGCAAACAGAGAAAAGAUGACUCAAAUCAUGUUUGAGACCUUCAAUUCACCAGCCAUGUACGUAGCUAUCCAAGCUGUCCUGUCACUUUACGCUUCCGGUCGUACCACUGGUAUUGUGAUGGACUCUGGAGAUGGAGUAUCGCACACUGUACCUAUCUAUGAAGGUUACGCUCUUCCUCACGCCAUUUUGAGAUUGGACUUGGCCGGAAGAGAUCUGACAGACUAUCUUAUGAAGAUCCUUACAGAGCGUGGUUAUUCUUUCACCACGACAGCCGAAAGAGAAAUCGUAAGAGAUGUUAAAGAAAAAUUAUGUUAUGUUGCUCUCGACUUCGACAACGAAAUGUCACUUGCAUUGACAUCAAGUCAGCUGGAAAAGAAUUAUGAACUCCCCGAUGGUCAAGUCAUCACGAUUGGUAACGAGCGUUUUCGUGCUCCAGAGGCUAUGUUCCAGCCAUCUUUCCUUGGUAUGGAAUCCUCAGGUAUCCAUGAAACGACCUACAACAGUAUCAUGAAGUGUGACGUCGACAUCCCCAUGUAUGUAGCUAUCCAGGCUGUCCUGUCACUUUACGCUUCCGGUCGAACCACUGGUAUUGUGAUGGACUCCGGCGACGGAGUAUCGCACACUGUACCUAUCUAUGAAGGUUAUGCCCUUCCUCACGCCAUCAUGCGUUUAGAUCUUGCUGGAAGAGAUCUCACUGACUACUUGAUGAAGAUCCUUACAGAGAGAGGUUACUCUUUCACGACAACAGCUGAGAGAGAAAUUGUUAGAGACAUUAAGGAAAAGCUCUGUUAUGUCGCCUUGGACUUUGAACAGGAAAUGGAGACGGCUGCAACCUCAAGCUCUCUCGAGAAAAGUUAUGAAUUACCUGAUGGACAAAUUAUAACAAUUGGCAAUGAAAGAUUCCGUUGCCCUGAGGCAUUAUUCCAGCCUUCCUUCCUCGGAAUGGAAAACGCUGGUGUUCACGAAACAACAUACAACAGUAUUAUGAAAUGUGACGUUGAUAUCCGUAAGGACUUGUAUGCCAACAUCGUCUUAUCAGGUGGCACAACUAUGUACCCAGGUAUCGCAGACAGAAUGCAAAAGGAGAUUACUUCCCUUGCCCCGGCAACAAUGAAGAUCAAGGUCAUUGCCCCACCAGAGAGAAAAUACUCUGUAUGGAUCGGUGGUUCUAUUUUAGCCUCACUUUCAACUUUCCAACAGAUGUGGAUCAGCAAACAGGAAUACGACGAAGCUGGACCGUCCAUUGUACACAGAAAAUGUUUCUAGACAUUAUGAACUCUCUAAGAAUGUUGACCAACAAACUCACUUUAUUUGAACUUUCAUUUUUGAUAAUAAUAGUCCUUUGAAUUUCGCUACGGACAAAAAUGUAAAUGAAAUACACGUAUCAUUAAAAAUACAUUGUAUGUACAAGAGGAAUAGUAAAAGUGAUAUAGUAAUGUGGGACACUGUGCAAUAAAAUGUUCUUUAUUGUUUUUCAUAGAUCUAAGUUUUUAACUGUUUUAGUAAUUAAAACUGUUUUUAUCUAUAUUUAAAUUCAAACUUUUGAUAUGUAAAUUAUGUUAAGUAAGUAAGUUAGAUGAUAUAUAUUUAAAUUUAAAUUGCUAAAAGAGAUAAAAAUAGAAAAUACAACAAAUAAAACGAAA
Messenger RNA from Ruditapes philippinarum (Manila clam), 2087 nucleotides. Its product is annotated as actin-3-like. The transcript has 3 exons. Lineage: Eukaryota; Metazoa; Mollusca; Bivalvia; Venerida; Veneridae. The coding region runs from base 100 to 1710 and encodes 536 amino acids. The record is from RefSeq and is a predicted model, not a curated record.